CUGUCAUUCUCCAGUACCUUCCUCCUGCCUAUGUUUUAACAUUUACUCCAUGUUUUGGUGUAAAAUCCUCAGUCUGACCAGUUCUCAGUCAGUACACUUCUCUCCUGUUAGGCCGUGUAGAAGGAAACUGUUGGUGCAGUUGUUGAUCAGAUUGAUAGUGUUUUACUGAACACUACAGGAUGGACUCCAUCUCUCAGAGCCUGCAAGAUGAGAUCUCAGAGCUGCUGAAGCCCCACAGAGUCUGUCUGGUGACGCCUGUUGUUCUGAACGACUCCACUCAGACAUGUGGGAGAUCGUCCGGCUGGUUUGUGGUGCUGAGUCUGUGGAGAGGUUACCUGGUCAUGAACAAGCAGCCUGUCAGGGUGGAGAGCACUUUCAGCUACAUAGAGAUUCGCUCCAUCAACAUUCACAGUGUCACAGAGAUUGUGUUGGAGACAGACAGGCAGACUUUGUCUUUCAGCGUAUUGCAGGUUGAAGAUCUUGAGACCAUGGUCGCUCACAUGACCGCUUCACUGAAGAGGGUCUUCCCUAAUUCAUCUCCAGGAAAGUUAUUAAAGACGGUUCCUGCAGAUCUCCAGCAGAGACUCAUCACACUGACUGCUGUGAUAGAGGAGCAGAUGAACAGUCAGCCUGGCUGCUGUGGAGGAUUCUCUGAUACCUAUGCUGCUUUAUGUGAUUUCAAUGAGAUGCCAUUUAGAGAGGAGAUUCAGUGGGAUGUUGACAACAUCUACUACACCCACAACUGUAGAGAGUUCAACCUGCAAGACUUCAGCCACUUAGACAGCAGAGAUUUGGCGUUAGCAGUAGCAUCUCUGUCCUUCAACCACUGGUUUACCAAGAUCUACUGCAAAGAGCUCAAAAUGUCAGUAGAUGUCCAGCAGCAGCUGAUUUUCCUGCUCUCCAGGUCUCCCAGUGUGGAGGAGCUCUCACUGGAGGCCAGUGGACUCAAAUUUGACUUUGCAGUCAAGAUGGCCGCCGCCCUGCAUGAGGAGGCCUGCUCUAGCCUGCAUUCCAUCAACCUCUCGGGCAAUCCAAUCAAAGACAAAGGUGUAAUAGCUCUCAGUCAGGAGCUGGGGAAUCUACCUAAAGGACUCAAGCACCUUUCUCUGUCCAGAGUAUCAAUGACUGCAAGAGGUGUGGGCUGUCUGAGUCAGCUCUUAUGCUCCAGUCAGCUGUUCUCCACCUCUCUGACCCACCUCGAUCUGUCUGCUAACCCCAGCGGCCUGGAUACUGAGGAGGCCAUGUUUCUCUUCAGGUUCUUGUCCGGCCCUAAUUCUCUGUGUCACCUGGACCUCAGUGAUACCAGCUGUCCCCUGGAUACGUUAUUUGUGUCGCUCUCCUCUGGCUGUUGUGAAAAACUGGUGCACCUGAACCUUGCCAGGAAUCCUUUCAGCCACAGGUCAGCUCCAUUGUUCCACUUCUGUUCUGUCAGUGCUCUUCACGCAACUAUGAACCUGACAUCCUCUCUGCGUCAUUCAUUCAUCUCCUGUUUUGAAAAUGACAUGGUGACUCUGGUCCUGUCUCUCGGUCGUUGUCGCUCUCUUCAACGUCUCGCACUGGGGGGAAACUUUGCCAUGAAGUCCAGAGCUCUCACUGAUGUUCUUCAUCGAAUAGCUCAGCUCAUUCAGGAUGAAGAGUGUCCCUUGCAGUCUCUAUCAGUGUGUGACUCUAAGCUGAAGACAGGGAUGCACAUCCUGCUGAGCGCUCUGGGAGGCCCCACAGCUUUGGCCGAACUGGACAUCAGUGGAAACAACAUCGGAGACACUGGAGCCAAAAUGCUCGCUAAAGCCCUGAUAAAUAACACUAGACUAAGGAACUUCACUCUGCAGCAGGUGUCUCUGCCGCUGGCUGAUAUCACACAGAGUUACCGCAGUGACCCUGACAGAACAAGAGAGGCCCUGCACAAGAUUCAGCAGUGUUUGGACAGAAACACUCAGAGACAGUUUGACAGAGUGGAACUUCAGCGAGUGUUUGAAUCUCAACAAUCUGAAAAGCAGCUGGAGGAGAGUUUUCAACGGUUAAACCCCUACAGCAUUCAGGAGGCCCAGGCUCACAUCCUGACAGCCAAGGAGGUGCUGUGCAAUGCCAGGGAGUCGUGGAAGGUGCUUCCCUCUCUGUAUGAGGCAGGCAGGACGUGUGCCUCUCAUGGAGACUUUGUGAACAGCAUCCUCACUAACACCGCUGCUGCACUGACCAAGGAGUUCACUCGAAGCAUUCAGGAAAUGGCUCAACACCUGAUGAGGUGCACUGGGGCAGUGUGUCCGCGUGUAAUCCAGCGGGCAAGUGUUUGUGAGUGUCUAUCAGAGUGUGGGUCCAAAAGAAGCACACUGACACACACAUUUCUGAGAAGCACUCUGGUGGAGAAAACAGGGAAGAUCAUCAUCGACAAACUGAGUGAACUAAGACAAACAUUGAGUGUCUCUUUGGCUGAAAGCAUCAUAGAACAAGUGCUAAAGGAUCUGACAGUAGCAGAGGACAACAUGGAUUGUCUAAUAAAAGAACACUCCUGCAGUGCCCUUCGACACAACAUCCCAGAGCUCCUUCUGAGUGAAAGUGACUUUCCAACUGAUGAUUACAGUCCAGCAUUUUGGAGAAAUAACAUCAACUCCAAGAGCCUGAGGCCUGCCUCUUCAAUAAAGAGUCUCCUGGAUGCAGACUGGGAGCAGCAGACCAGGAACAGAGCAGUGGUGGAUGCUGCAGCAGCAAUAUCAGGAGCGAGAGGAGCAUCGCUCAUUCCUCCUCCCAGUCUCCCCCUCCUGUACUCCAUCUCCACUCCAGCACCAGAGGAGGAGGCUGCCGGCCGCGGAGGCUCACCCACACGAGAACCUCCUUUCUCCCGCUGCGGCCGAAGCUCGGGAUCCCCUGCUUCUCCCAUGGAGCCUCUACCCACCCAGGGACAGACUCUAAGGCACUACACCGCCUCCCGACCGCGGCCACGACGCACACAUACACAACCCCCCUCCUCCAGGCCUCAGGAGCCUGUUUUAAAAGUAGAGAAUGAGGCCAGUGAGGGGAUGGGCCGAGUGGAUGAAGGAGUAGAGGAGUUCUUCACAAAGAAAAUCCUCCCUGACUAUGCACUAAAAGGCCGAUGGGAGGAGUCAAACCCUGCCCAAGCCACUCCCCCAGAAUCAAGUUCCACCCCCUCUGCUUCAACCCCCCUUUCCUCUUCGUCUGAGAAUAUCACCCCCUACCACUUACCACCUACCACCACCACUGUCACCUCUCCCUCUGUCCCAUUUACUGACACAUCCUUUACUUCCACUGAUGUUCCACCCCUCUCUACAUCCUCCACUACCCCCACACCCUCUUCUGUAACCACCACCACCACUACCACUGCAAUUCCUUCCAAAAACAUCAAGAAAAAGUUUGGCGACUUCUUCGCUUUCAAGAGGGCUCGGGCUGGCCGAGUCACCAAGGCAGGAGGGGGAGAGGGAGGAGGAGAGGGGGUGAAGGUCAAAAGGACCUCCAUUGCAGACCUUAUUCGACCCCUCCGCGAGGCCAAAGAAAGGGAGAGAGAGAGGGAGAGGGACAAGGAGAGAGAAAAGGAGAGAGGGGCAAGGUCAGGGGAGGAUGCUAACAUUUCUAAUGAUGCCGCCACCACAGAAGGAACCGUUGCCACCAGCCACCAUUUUGUAGGAGAUGCAAGGGAAGUGAUGGCACCUGCCAAUACAUUAACCACGCCUCCCAGUGAGACCACUCCUCCUUUCCCCACCAUCGGCCCUGACUCCACUGCUGCUACGCUUUCCAACCUGGAAGAAGAAGCGGUGUUGUCAGGUUGCACCACCAGCCAGAUCACAUCCCCCUUAACUGAGCAGGAGAGAAGCAGUGUGCCAACGAGGGAGAUGAAGUUGGGAGGGACCCCAUAUGGAGAGAGGAGACUGAAGGCCACCAAGAGGUCACUGAGAGAGGGCAAGAGCCAGAGUCUCAUCCUGCUGACCGGACUGGAGCCUGAAGACAAGGAUAACACACACAGUAAGAAACAUGCGUCUGAGAGCACCUCCAGCUUCGAGCAGAGACUUCAAGUGAUGCUGCACAGAAUGGGAGUGGCCAAGACGACUUCUACUGACACCAAGAGUAACAAAGACGAGGAGCUGAGAAAGGCCAACUCUGAAGGUGCUAUCCUGGACAAACCUGAACCACCUCCCACAUACAUGAAACCCAGAACCAUGUCCACAUCAUCAGCAGACCCUAGGCAUCUUAAUAGAGUGCUGGACCCCAUCCGACCAGACCCUCCCCUUCACCCAAAGCCCAACCUCCUAGAGCGCCCCAUUGGCCCCCUGCCACCCAAACCUGCCAUCGCAGCCAAACCUCCCCUCCCCAUGCCGACUGCCCCUGCAGGGGGAGGAGCUCGCCCAUCUUCUGCUCCUCCAUCCAGCAGGCCAGGCGAGAGUGGAGUACAGAAUGGAGGCCAGGACAGUCCCCAGAGUGCAGCCUCAGCUCCGUCCCCCAGGAAAGAGCAGCUUCCUCCAUCCCCAUCUCCAUGGAGGGGUCCCAGUGCACAGGAUCGCUCUGAGAAAGCCCAAUCAGUGACAGAUGAGACUCUUCCCAAGCCACGCCAACAUGUGAAGUCCCUUCCACAACGUAGAGCUGUGUCCGUCCAUGAAGACACUCUGGCCAUGACACAAGAGCUGAAGGCAGUGUUACAGAGGUCACCCAUCCGUUUCCGGGGAAACAGAGGGGACUUACCCACCUGCACUGAAGAUCCAUCCAGUGCAGAGGGAGCACAAAGAGCUCAGGAAGCCAGUGACUCAGGAAAAGAGUCAGCUGGAGACAAAAAGGUCCAGAAGGAGGAGCUGAAGUCACAGAAAGUUGGCGGGACGAUAGCUGAAGCAAAGAGCCCCCCUCCAGGAGAGGAAGAAGCCCCAGGCUCAGGGUGCCCCUCCUCCACAGCUCAGAUUCAACAAAGAGUAUCAGCAUCUCGACUCUUCACUCCAGCGGCAGCCCUCAACAAAGCUUCGUCCACCCAGGAGAGGGCUCCAGCACGAACCCCAACGCUGGAAAAGCCUCCUGUAACCUCCACAUCCCAGAAAAAGAGCCCCAGCACAGUCCCAGCGUUGGUCCCAACUCUCGACAAACUGCUUGUGUCCCUACCACUCCAAGACAAGACCUACAGCACAACCCCAGCUGCAUCUGAAUCCCCAGAAAAUCCCAAUGUGAGUUCUGUGUCCCACAAGAAGAAGAGCCCCAGCACAGCACCAGCCACAAUGGAUCUGGAAAACAGCACAGAGGAGAGAAGAGAGGCGCUCUUUAAACAGCACACAAUGAAGGCAGAGCCCGCAGACCAAAGAACUGAGUCCCCUCUGUCUGAAUAACACACACACAGUGACUUACCUUAGGAGAAAAGACACACCUGGGAGAUGGAGGGAGGAGGGGUCUGUGACAUCACUGAGAUCAGGAACUGGGAGGGUACAUGAGUUCUGAGAGAAACCCCCUGUGGACAAAAGCUGCUGGGUCCCCACAUCAUUAGUGUUCUUCUGAGAACUAGGUAUUAUUUAGUAAACAUGGUUGGUGCUUGUUUUAAUGCUAGCUCACAGCUAACAUCUCUGCAGCUGUUUUACUCUGACUUGAGUUAAAAUUGGUCAAAUCCAAUGAAAUCAUGGCUACUGUUUUUUUUUUAGGCUUCCAGAUUCACAUGAUUUUGGCAGCUAGGUUUUAUUUUCUGGUUUGUGCUUAUUUACCCCAACAGCAAAUAUAUAGAUGUUAGCUGUAGCUAGUCAGCAAGACUCACCAAUUGUGCGACUGAGUGUGUUUGUGUGUGAUGAUCUCAAUAAGGGACUUUGUUCUGUUUUUUGCUCCAGACUCAUGAUUUUUCAUAUCUUCUUACACUGAUGAAAUGACAUGGAGUCAUAAAUUGUUCUAUUGUACACUCUCCACAAAGAGAUGACACAUUUAGCAACACAUUUAGUUCGUGUAGUUCAUCAACAUGUUAGGUUUCAACACAAAUACACAAAAAUCACCUGCCUAUAUAAAUGUGACCAUUAUGAUAUAAUAACAGGUUUUAUAGGUUCAUGAAACCUUCUUAUCUUCUUUUACUUCCAGGUUUGUCUUCAGUCCACAAUGACAUAUUUUAUUUUGACUUACAUCCGAGUGAUUAAUUGACAAUUGGACCUGUUAAGCUAAUUUAAAUUUUGUUAAACGUUGAAAUCUUAAUGAGUCAAAAAAUAUUGAUUGAAUGGUGUUCUCUCUCUCAAUGCUCUGUUUCUUUUUUGUCAUUGUCCUGAUAUUCAGGUUGAUGCUGUUUAGGAGGUGUGAUCUGAUUUGUAACAUGUCAAAUAUGUUCAUUAAGCUACUUUCUAUUGUUACUUAGGUCCUGCAGUGUAUAUCACAGUCUCUAACAACUUCCAUUCUGACAGGCAGGAGAUAAAAAUUCUGUCCUGCUGUCAUACAGACAUAUUACUCUCUCCUGAGGUUGCUCCAUUUAACACUAGAUAAAAAAAACUUUGCACUAUACCAUACACACACUGAGCGGCAUGAAUGGAAUUACAGUACCAAACCCAUAGUUACAUUUAUUUUUCAUUAUCUUUAAAUAAACAUCUAUGGGAUUUAUGGAUAUAAACACACUGCUGAGGGAGAUGAGCUAGAGUUACAUACGAAGGAGUUCAGUUUUCAGGUACACAAACUUUGGAACUGUUGAGAGCUCUGGUGAGAGGAAUUAGCCACUGUUUUUUUAUGUUUUUGCCCUUAUAGACGCUGCAUGGUAUAUCGAAAAUACAAUCACUGCAGGACCUCAGCAGUUUACAGGAACAGUUCUCCGUUGCUUGUUUGACUUGAUCAGUCAUUUAGACCAUCAUGAAUCUGAUUUGAAAUCCAAUUUCAUUAUGUACUAGAGCGUCCGACUGAUAAAUACAAGGUUGUUAAACACCAACAGCCUGUUUUUAAGGAAAUGCCCAAAGUUUCAUUGCUUUUAUUUCAGUAAUUUACAGCAGUUUAAAUAACAGUCAUCACGUUUGUCAUCAUAUCUGUUUGAGCAGGGGAAACUUCAUAUCAGAAGCACAGCACAAAAAAUUCCUCUACACUACUUAUUGAAGGCUACAUUAUGCCAUCCAGGUUUUAGAAAUAUUCCAGUUUCUUUAUUUGGCUUGUUAAGGUGUUUUCAUAUUAAGCCUUAGCAUCUUCAGAUGAACAAAUGGAACGCUCUGUCUGAUUCAGUCACUGUCACACAUUAGGUUCAAGUUAGGUUCACUCAUUCCAUUACACAACUAUUAGUAUGUCCAUCAUAUCACAGGAAGGAGCAUAUAAGUAUGAUCAGAUGUGGUGUAAGAUUAGAAUCAGUGUGUUCAGUCUAUGGAAGUUUCAGGGUGGUUGUGGAGAAUGGUGCGUGUUUAGUGACAGCAGACCUCAGUUCUGCUCCUGAUGUUGUCAGCGACCUGAGCCUCCGUCUCAUCCUGGGGUAGAGUUUAUUUUCUACUGUCAUGUUUAUCUUUGCCUUGCACGCACAGGAUAUGUACAAAACUACAUAAGCAAACAAAACAAAGUUAUGAACAGAGUGUAAAUCCAUACCUAUACUUAUAAUUAUUAAAAGUUGAUUGA
Molecule: messenger RNA, 7530 nt
Organism: Paralichthys olivaceus (Japanese flounder)
Lineage: Eukaryota; Metazoa; Chordata; Actinopteri; Pleuronectiformes; Paralichthyidae
Source: RefSeq, a predicted model, not a curated record